Messenger RNA from Gasterosteus aculeatus aculeatus (three-spined stickleback), 1917 nucleotides. It is a transcript of the gene pofut1, whose product is annotated as protein O-fucosyltransferase 1. Lineage: Eukaryota; Metazoa; Chordata; Actinopteri; Perciformes; Gasterosteidae. The record is from RefSeq and is a predicted model, not a curated record. Gene Ontology annotation, molecular function: peptide-O-fucosyltransferase activity. Gene Ontology annotation, biological process: regulation of Notch signaling pathway; protein O-linked glycosylation via fucose; Notch signaling pathway. Gene Ontology annotation, cellular component: endoplasmic reticulum.
CGGGCGGAAGUAGCGGUGUUCGACGCGCGUUUCACCCUCCUCGUUAGAACCAACGAAGCGGACUUUACACCGGUGCAUUCUGGGAUCUAAAAUGAACCACAAUGGCGGUUAAGCAACAAGCAGUUCAUGCCCUCAAACUAACCAGUUUACUUUUGGCCCUUCUACUCCAACCAUGGCGGACUUUCGGCGGGGAGCUGACGUGGGAUCCGAGCGGCUACGUGCUGUACUGCCCGUGCAUGGGUCGCUUCGGAAACCAGGCAGAUCACUUCCUGGGAUCUCUCGCCUUUGCAAAGAUGCUGAACCGAACGCUGGCGGUCCCUCCGUGGAUCGUGUAUCGCCACCACGCGCCCCCUUACACCAAUGUGCACGUUCCCUACAGUGAGUUCUUCCAGCUGGAGGCGUUAUCAGCCUACCACCGCGUAGUCAGUCUGGAGGACUUCAUGGAGAAACUGGCGUCCAAACACUGGCCCCCAAGUCAGAGGACAGCCUACUGCUUUGAGACUGCUGCGCAGCGCAGUUCCGACAAGAAAUCCUGCCCCAUGAAGGAUGGGAAUCCGUUUGGUCCGUUUUGGGACCAUGUCGGCGUGGACUUUGAUGCGUCAGUCUUGUUCGCUGGUAUCUCCUUCAGUGCCCACCACCAACCUCAGUGGAUGAAGAGGUUCCCCCCCUCGCAGCACCCUGUCCUGGCGCUGCCCGGUGCCCCCGCCCAGUUCCCAGUGUCAGAGGAGCAUGUGAGCCUGCAGCGCUUUGUGGUGUGGUCCAACAAGAUGAUGGAGGAGGGGGAGAAGCACGUGGCCUCCCUGCUGACCAGGCCGUACGUCGGCAUUCACCUGAGGAUCGGCGUUGACUGGCAAAAUGCCUGCAAAAUGCUGAAGAACGGCGACGCAGGGCCUCACUUCAUGGCCUCUCCGCAGUGCGUCGGCUACAACCGCCAGAAGGCCUUGCCCCUGACCAUGAGCAUGUGCCUCCCCGAACUGGGGGAGAUCCGCAGGGCGGUCAAGCUGUGGGCGAAGAGGACCUCGGCCCGCUCCGUCUACAUCGCCACAGACUCCGAAUCCCACAGUGUGGAAAUUGAAAAGCUCCUCAAGGGCAAGGUGAAAGUGGUGAGCCUUAAGCCGGACUCGGCCCAAAUGGACCUGUACAUCCUAGGCAGGGCCGACCACUUCAUCGGAAACUGUGUGUCCUCCUUCUCCGCCUUCGUGAAGAGAGAACGGGACGUUCGCGGCCUCCCGUCCUCUUUCUUUGGCAUGGACAAGCCCGGGGUAUCGAAUCCCAAAGAAGAACUGUGAGCACGAGGGUGACGUGCGGACGCUAGCGCCAGAGGGCCGGGGGGGAGCGAGUGGAAGGCAGAGAGGAUUUAUAUGGUCCGUGAAGGCCCGUACUUUGAAUGGGUUUUAGGCUGUGAGGAAGUAUGAUCAAUGCUGUGACCUGGUGAAUUUAUUUUUGUCUGUUCCCGCCUUCGAAAUCCAGUAUGUGUUUUUAAGCCUUGACUUCCACCUGUUCGUGUCCCCUAUACUGAACCCGGGAAAAGAACUGCGGUGGUAGCAAUCAUAUUCUCCCCCACCUUUCCAGCCCUACUUGCCUUUCCCAGGUUGCUCUGUUUUUCUCUCUGCCCUCCAUUCCAAGGAGAGCUCAGUAAACUGAUCCUCCUCCACACACUAAUUAUAGGGAGGAAAAAGGAGACCCUCUCUCCACCUCUUAAAUCAUCAGGACCAAAACACUAAUGAAAAUGUGUAGAAAUUUCUACCAAAUGUUUUGGUAAGAUAGAAAUAGUUGAUUUGCACAGGCUGAUUAAAUGCAGAUGGGGAAAGAUAAUGGUUUAUCUUUGUUAAAGCAGUGAAUGCACUCAAUUUGAAGUUGAAUGGUUUCUAUAUAUUUUUUCACAAUAAAGUGAUGCAGACUGAUUUAAAAUAACCA